AUGUCAAAGUUUGUGUUACCAAGUAGUUUGAGGGAAUUAAGAUUCCACUUGUCUCAAACAGGAGAUGCUUCCAUCCCUUUGAGAAAGUUUUUAACAAAAAAUUAUCCAGCAUUGAAAUCCCUGUCCAAUUUUCAGUUACCAAUAUUGAUUAGAGAAAGUUACGGCAUCCAUCCAAGUUUAACGGCCAGAUUUGAAAAAGGACGGGAGACUAAAACAAAUUUGGAAGGUUUGGAUGAAGCAGGGAUCGAAAAUGCUUUGAGCAAUGUAUUGAAGACUUAA
Priceomyces carsonii is the source of this 279-nucleotide messenger RNA. RefSeq lists its product as uncharacterized. Lineage: Eukaryota; Fungi; Ascomycota; Pichiomycetes; Serinales; Debaryomycetaceae. The coding region runs from base 1 to 279 and encodes 92 amino acids. The transcript has a single exon. The record is from RefSeq and is a predicted model, not a curated record.